AUGGCGGAUGCCGUAGCGAAGGGUGCUGACUGUAUCAUAACGAUAGGGGGCAUCCAAAGUAACCACUGUCGUGCAACUGCAGUGGCUGCCAAGUAUCUCAAUCUUGACUGUUAUCUCAUUCUACGUACCUCCAAGGUUCUCGUGGACCAAGAUCCUGGACUGACAGGCAAUCUCCUUGUUGAACGUCUAGUUGGAGCUCAUGUUGAACUAAUUUCAAAAGAAGAGUAUGCAAAAUUCGGCAGUGGGGCUCUUACUAAUAUCUUAAAGGAAAGACUGCUAAAAGAAGGAAGAAGGCCAUAUGUUAUUCCUGUUGGUGGAUCAAACUCCCUAGGAACCUGGGGGUAUAUUGAAGCAAUUCGAGAGAUUGAGGAGCAGCUUCAGAGUGGGACCGACAAAGUAAAGUUUGAUGAUAUUGUUGUUGCUUGUGGCAGUGGGGGUACAAUUGCUGGUUUGUCAUUGGGCUCUUGGCUGAGUUCGUUGAAGGCAAAAGUCCAUGCCUUUUCUGUCUGUGAUGACCCUGAUUACUUCUACGACUAUGUUCAAGGCCUACUUGAUGGACUUGAGGCAGGCAUUGAUUCACGUGAUAUUGUUAACAUUCAAAAUGCCAGAGGUCUGGGCUACGCAAUAAACACGUCUGAGGAGCUUAAGUUUGUCACGGAGAUUGCUGCAACCACUGGGAUUGUUCUGGAUCCAGUUUACAGUGGCAAAGCUGCUUAUGGAAUGUUGAAAGACAUGGCUGGGAAUACAAAGAAGUGGGAAGGAAGAAAGAUCCUCUUCAUACACACAGGUGGGUUACUUGGGUUGUUUGACAAGGUAGAGCAGAUGGCUCCAUCAUUGGGAAAUUGGCGUCGGAUGGAUGUCCAAGAAUAUGUUCCCCCGAGUGAUGGUAUCGGAAAAAUGUUCUAG
Messenger RNA from Prunus armeniaca (apricot), 906 nucleotides. The record is from the annotation of a GenBank genome assembly. Lineage: Eukaryota; Viridiplantae; Streptophyta; Magnoliopsida; Rosales; Rosaceae.